Python bivittatus (Burmese python) is the source of this 2956-nucleotide messenger RNA. NCBI's taxonomy places the organism in Eukaryota, Metazoa, Chordata, Lepidosauria, Squamata, Pythonidae. The record is from RefSeq and is a predicted model, not a curated record.
UUUCAGUUUGGAGGGACACGUCACCCCGUUGAAAUGUGUGAAAUGAAGGAAGUUCUUUUUUUCUCACACCCUGGAUUAGCGGCAGUGACAUUAAAUUGACAAGGGAUCCCGGUAGAGAGAAAAUUGAGGAUUUGGGAUUGAGCAAGCUUGUGUGACCCGGAAGAUGUUUUGGGCCUUGAGUGUAGGGCGGGGAUCUCCUUGGGCCAGUGUGAUGAGAGAUGUUCCAGGAUCUGAUCAAAACAAGGCCAUACAGGCCUUCUCAAAGAGUAUCCCAUGGUGUUAUUCCGUUUCAGCAUUUCUUCUCCUUGAUUGUGCCUUCAAACAUCUUGAGAUUGAAGCCCCUGUUGACCUUUUCUACGAGGCCUAUGGAUCCCUCUGCCCGCCUUUGUAUAGAGAAGCCUUCUGUCCAUGCUAAUUUUCCUGUUCCCCAUAUUCUCCAAAGACUGGAGGAAUCCCGGGCUCGACUUUUGAAUCCUGUCCAUCCUCCAGGAUUGUGGAAGGAUGUGGGUGAGGCAGAGAAACUUGGUUUGGUGCACACAGAGAGCUUGUGGGAAGGCCCAGCAGGAUCUACAGAGAGUGAUGAUGUUGCAGAAGCUGGACCCAUGUCCGAAAGAAACGAGAACCAGGAACAAAGCAGAUUAAUGAUAUCUCAAUUUCUGCAAAUCGGGGCUAAGAAGUCACUCUCGUAUUGUGCCUUCUCUCAGCCAAACUUGCUGCGGCUGGAAAAUCCCUUCCUGAGACAGCCCCCGUCAUCCAGCCUUACUUUUCCAGGGCUGGAAGAAUCCAGAGCUCGCUUGUUGCUCCCUGUUGUUCCAUCAGACCUCCCUCUGGAUUCUUCAAAGCUUUUGAAAGGUUUCUCACUCCAUCCCUGGCAGAAACUUUGUGCCACUGGCUUGCCACCAGAUUAUACAGUUUGGGAGGAGACUUCUGGAUCCUGCCAUGAACUGAAGGAACUCCAGGAAGACGAGGAUGAGAUGGACUCAUUCAACGGCAUCCCAGAAUACGUUCUUGCAAUGCCAGAGGAUGAGAUAGAACAGUCACGGGAGGAGGACGACGACACCCUGUUGGCUGAGAUACAGGAGGAGGAUGAAGGGUUAGCUGUGAAAGAGCAGAAGCUAAUGCUCUUGAGCUUGGUCUGCUGCUCACUGGUGGAAGGGGCAACAUUUGGGAAUCCUCCAGGGUUGCUGCAGCAGGAACUGAUGAAAAUAUGUAAGAGUUUAGCAGAAUGUGAACCUGAAUUCAUCCUCAAGGUCGCUCUAUACGCUCGCCAAGAACUGAACAUCCGCAGUACGGCUAAUUUCCUCCUGGCAUUGGCUUCCUACCUCGUGCCCUGCCGUCCACACCUGCGGCGCUAUUUCUGCCAUGCAGUGCAGCUCCCGUCAGACUGGAUGCAGGUGGCCAGGCUCUAUCAGAGCCUAGCAGGGGAAGAAGGAACUCUGGCUCCCGUGCCUGCCUGCCUCCGCGCUGGAAUGACUGAUAAGUUCCGGCAGUUUGAUGCCUAUCAGUUGGCCAAGUACAACACCCGCAGGAGCCGGGGCAAGAAACGUCAUAAGCCAAAGACUACAAAGCAGCCUAGAAGAGCUACCUCUUGGGAUAACUGGAAAAAUCACAGCCUAGGUCGGAACAUAGGCUUUGUAUCAAAAUGUGAAGCCUUGCAGAAAACAUUUCGAGAGAACUUGGAUUCAGUAAAAGAGAAAUCAGCUGCCAGAGAUUACUUCUCCCUGAAGAAUUUGAUCCACCGCCUUCACAUUUCUGAGCCAGCUCAGCACGUUAUGAGUCUCUUGGGACAGAGGUACCCCUCAGAUCUGCCCUCCUUUUCCCGAAGUCGGUUGCCAGGGCCUUGGGACCCGACUCUUGCAGGCACUCGCAUGAGACUGCCACUACCCCAGACUUGGGAACGAGAGCUGAGCUGCCAUGGGAACAAGGCAGCUGUCUGGGAAGAGCUGAUUGAUGCAGGGAAGUUGCCUUUCAUGGCGAUGCUACGGAACCUGCGCAACAUUUUGAGGUCUGGGGUGAGCGAGAGGCACCAUAAAUGUCUCUUAAAGCGCCUUGAGGAUAAGGACUCUGUCAUCCACAGCAGGCAGCUUCCUUUUCGGUUCCUUGCUGCAUACAAAGUCAUUUUGGAUCUGGAAAAAGAUCUUAAAGAAAAGGAGGAACCCUUCCCAAGUAACAUACAGAUCAUCAAAAAGAUCCUAAAGCAAAUGAAACUACCAGGGGAAUCUGGAAAACCCCGAUAUCUACGUAGCUGCAUGGAAGUCCCGCUAAUCUUCCAGAUGGUGAAGAAGGAGAAGAAGAAACUGCUUAAAUCCAGAGACCUCCACUACACCCACGACCUCCUGCAACGCUACUGUCAGGCUUUAGAGACAGCAGUUGGAUUAUCAGUUCAGAAUAACGUGCCCCCCAUUCCUGGACGAACUCUCAUCUUGAUCUCCUGCUGCUAUGCGAUGGGAAAACCUUGCGUUCAAGGCCGGAGUAUGUAUUGCCCCACUUCUGACCAGAAGGACUGCAGUGAACAGAAGAGGAAACCCAUAACGAUCCAAGACAUGGCCAUGUUGCUGGGCUCCAUGAUAUAUUCUGCCUGCGAACAGGCUAAGGUCUUCCUUUGCUACCGUGCAAAUAUCUUGGGGGCUAUUGCCAUGACUGGUUCUGUGCUGAAGGAUGUGCAAACCUUACAGGAUUUGAGCAAUUCAAUUUACGACGGUGAAUAUUGGUCACCAGCGGGGAUCAUCAUGGAUUUCCUGGCUCGGCGGGAACAUGUGGAUACGAUUCUCUUGCUAACCGGAGACAUUGAGGAGCUUGACAGCUCUUGUAUCCAGCUGUAUCGCCGCCACCUUGUCCCAGACGUCCUUUUCAUCAACAUCUGUGCUGACCCAACUUUUAGGGAGAAGAGAACUUUUAAAUCCAGAAAGGAAGUGGUAAUACAUGGUUACAGUGAGCAGAUGUUCAGGUGAGCCUC